Messenger RNA from Carassius gibelio (silver crucian carp), 1909 nucleotides. RefSeq names its product zinc finger HIT domain-containing protein 2. The record is from RefSeq and is a predicted model, not a curated record. Lineage: Eukaryota; Metazoa; Chordata; Actinopteri; Cypriniformes; Cyprinidae. The transcript has 2 exons. The coding region runs from base 265 to 1845 and encodes 526 amino acids.
ACGACCAACGUCAUUCUAACGUGACGCUUCGGUAUGAAAGCAUAUUAGAAAAGUGCGUGCUUCUUAUUGACUUUAUUUUUCUCAGUUGAAUCCAAUGGGGUCGCUGUGUCCAUUUCUUUUACUGUCUAUGGAAAACACAAGCUAAUGAAAAUAUCAGUUAAUUUUUAUAUAUUGUUACAUGUGUGAAAAUAAAGUCCGCGCACAUAAACUCUUUUUCAGAUCUGAAAUUUUAUACUAAUUCAGUCCUCGGUAUAUUAGCUGCUCAUGGAUCCCGUUGUUAGACGUAAGAUCCCUGCGUGUGUUCGUUCAUUACUCACUGAUAGUUCAGCAAAGGAGGAAGAAUACUUAAGCGACUGGCCUGAAAUAGAUUCUGAAUCAGUUACCACCAAAGAUGGGAUUGCACUUCCCAUAAGAGGGACUAAUGAACCUCUCCUGACACCUGCUAAUGGAACAGAGGGUGGAACUACUGCAUCAUCAAUCAAACCAUGCGGGCUUUGCUUAUCCAACCCCUCCUGUUACACUUGUCCAAGGUGUAACAUCCCAUAUUGCGGCCUGGCUUGUUACAGGAGCCAGAAUCACUCUUCAUGCUCAGAGGAGUUUUACAAAGAGUCUGUGCUGCAGGAGCUGAAAUCCCAAGGUGUCUCAGAUGAGGAGGGGAAAAGCAAGAUGCAGGAAAUUCUGCUCCGGCUCAGACAGAGUGCAGAAAGCGAGGGAGGGAUAGAGAAUUUGUUAAGGAACUUGGGAGAUGAUGAAACUAGUGUGACCGAAAAAGACACUCAUGCUUUGGAGCUGCUUUCUCAGUUAGCAGAGAUUCAAUCUAGUGGGGAUGAAAAAAGUCACGAGGUGCAAGAAAUACUAGCAGAACUCAGAGAUAUUGAAGUAGGGAGUGAUGAAGAGGAAGCUGAUUUAGCUGAAAAGUUUGCAGGCCUGGAUAUCGACUCUCUUUCAGAAGAAGAACUCUGGUCGUUGUUAUCAGCCCAGGAAAAGGAAAAAUUUGAGAGACUGGUGAAUGAAGGUAGUAUUGGUGGACUGGUUGUCCUGUGGAGCCCUUGGUGGGAACGGCAUCAGAAAGAUACUAAAGCACUAGUCGAGGAACUUGAGUCUGAGAAUGAUGAAGAAAUGCAUGAUAUGAAUGUUGAAAAAGACAAAAAAGUUAGUAGCAAUAAAGUGAAAUCAGACAAAUCACUGAGAAGUUCAAUCCCUCCAAUAAGUGCCAAAAUUGCUCCUCUUCACACACUAUCUUCAAACCCAUCUCCUCUAGUGCAGUACAACCUGAUCAACGCUCUUUAUGGAUACACCUUCUCGCUUUGUCUCUAUAAUGGAGAAAUCUCAGAGAUGUUGCAUGAGUUCUGUAAGGCAGUGCUCUCCAUUUCAGAUGGUUUGGGUGCCGGACGGGUCUACAACUCUGUCUCUGAGGCUCUUGACGCAGGAAUAAGAGCUGUAUCUGCAGGAGGAUACUUUGAUCGUGAGGACCCUUUAGCUCCACUUCGAGCUGUGGAAGCGGUGGCUCAUAUUCUGACUGGAGAGAGCAGAGAGGACGCUGUUGGAUAUUCACUGUCAGCUUUGUCCCAGCUGCGCACAGCUUUGAGCAAAGCAAAGGCUUCUGUUCCAAAGGAAGACGAGCAGAUGAGGCGGGCGUAUUUCCAAGCUGGAAAGAAGUGUGAGUUUUUUCAGUCGUGGGUGAAAGAGAAUCCCAAAGUUUUGAGGAGUCUGGCGGGAUGUGUGUGGACGGACUAUGAGAAAAGGGAGAUGGAGAGGAUGACAUUAGAGGGAGAGAAGAAAUGUUUGGAAAAGAGAUGGGAAAAAAGUAGAGGUAAAGGUGGAUUGAUAGAAGAGAUUGAGUGAGAUUUUAUUGUAUAUAUUUGUAAAUAAAAAGUAAUAAUUUAAAAUAAAAUAAUUUGUAUUACAA